UUUGCUUGCUGUUUUUUCGUUUUAACCCCUUUUUUGAACCCCUGGAUUUAGCUGAAGACCCAGAUGUGGCAGCUGCUGAAAGGGCACGAGCACCUCCAGGACGAAUUCUCCAUCUUCUUCGAUCACCUGCGUCCCUCGGCCAGCCGCCUGGGGGACUUCGAGGAAAUCCAUUGGACGGAGGAGAAAGACUAUGAGUUUGAUGGGUUCGAGGAAGUCUCGCUGCCCGACAUGGAGGAGGAGGAGGAGCCCCCAAAAAUCCACGCUGCCUCGAAGAACAAGAGACGGAAGGAGAUGGGGAGCCAGAAUGCUGAGAAGGUGAAAAUCCAGCCCCCCCCCCCUUUUUUUUUUUCAAAGCCCCCACCUAGCCAGGAACGUUGCUUAGAUGCCUUCACAGGUGGGAGUCCACAUCGCCCUAGCUUUGAACCCUGGGUGUGGUGAAGGUUUUAGGUCUUGAGGGGUCCGUAGGUCU
Pseudonaja textilis is the source of this 469-nucleotide messenger RNA. The record is from RefSeq and is a predicted model, not a curated record. Lineage: Eukaryota; Metazoa; Chordata; Lepidosauria; Squamata; Elapidae.